Messenger RNA from Chlorella variabilis, 3858 nucleotides. RefSeq lists its product as hypothetical. Bases 1 to 3858 code for a protein of 1285 amino acids. Lineage: Eukaryota; Viridiplantae; Chlorophyta; Trebouxiophyceae; Chlorellales; Chlorellaceae. The record is from RefSeq and is a predicted model, not a curated record. Gene Ontology annotation, molecular function: DNA-binding transcription factor activity. The transcript is spliced from 6 exons.
AUGGAGGGCCAGGAGGGCCCCUUCCUGGAGCCAGAGCAUGGCGCGGGCAAGCAGAAGCAGACCCGGCGCAAGAAAUCGCGCAUGGGCCGCCUGCCCAGCGAGAUUACGCGGGAGGAGCUGGCGCAGUGGUUCCACCUCCCUGCCGAGGAGGCAGCCCGCGUCAUGCGUGUCUCCCUCACCGUCUUGAAGCAAGUGGCACGGCGGCACGGCGUGCUCAGGUGGCCCUACCGCAAGGUCAAGAGCCUGUCGCGCGCGCUGAGCCAGCCCGCCGGCAGCACGCCGUCCACGCCGCGCGGCAGCCAGCCGGGCGGCACGCCGCUCAGCAGCACGCUGUCAGAGCCCGUCGGCAUGAUGCAGCCUGCGGUGUCGGGGCAGCAGCGCGGCGGCAUGAGCCCCAGCCACAGCGCGCUGCUGCUUGACCAGCAGGUGGCGGCGGCGGCGGCGGCCGCCGCGGCGCACCACCUGGCGGGCACCGCCUCUGGCUCUCCUCGCAUGCCUCCGCGGCAGCCCUCAGGCCUGAGGCUAGCCAUGGAGAUGUCGAGCUCCUCUCUGCCGUACUUCCCACCCCUGGGCGCGCAGCAGGCGCAGCAGGCGCAGCAGGCGGCGCAGCAGGCGGCGCAGGCGCCGCCGCUGCCGCCCUCCCUCAGCGCCUCGCACCUGCAGAGCCUGAUGCAGCAGGCGCAGGCGUUGGCCAUGCCGCCGCACUGGUCGCAGCCGGCGCAGCGGCAGCGGCAGCAGCAGCAGCAGCCGCAGCCGCCAUCGCCGCAUGCCGACGGCGGCGGCGGCGGCGGCUACCCGGGCCCCUGGCGGCCCGCCCCCACGCCCAGCGGCAACAGCCAGGCGAGCCGGCUGUGGAGCGAGGCGGCGGCGGCGGUGGUGGUGGCUGGUCACCAGCAGCAGCAGCAGCAGCAGCAGCAGCAGCAGGCGCAGGCGUUCCAGCAGCCGCAGGGGCAGCCCGGGCAUGCCAGCGUGCCUUCCAGCCCCGCUGUGCCGCGCCUCGUCUCCCUGCACCGCCCCACCGCGCAGCAGUGGCAGCCCUGGCACGCGCUGCCCGCGCAGCAGCAGGCGCCGCUGCCGUCGGCAGCUGCUCCACCGCCGCCGCAGGCGCCGCCGCCGCAGGCGCGCGGCGCGGAGGCCGCGGCCGCGGCGCCGGCGCCGGCCAGCGCCGCCACUGCCGACGGCCACCCGCCGGCAGACAGUGCCAACCUCACCCCCACCUCUGCCGACACGCGCGGCAUCGAGGUGCUUCUGUCUGCCAUAGACAAGGAGCAGCAGCACGAGCGCCAGCUCAGCCAGCAGCUGACCGACGCCGGCGUGGGCAGCGCGCCCGCGCCCGCCGCCGCCGCCGCCAGCGACCGCGCGGUGGCUGUGUCUGAGGAGGUGGCGGCGCCGCCGCGGCCCUGCGCCGAGGUGGCACAGCACGCGCAGCAGGCACAGGAGGCACAGGCGGCGGCCGCCGCGCCGGCGGGGCCGCAGCAGGAGCCUCAGCAGGGAGAGCCGCAACCUGCGGUCGGCGGCGAGGCGGAGGCCGCAGCAGCAGCAGCAGCUGCCCGCCAGCUCAACCGCAUCAGCUCAGAUGGCGGCUCCGCAGGCUCCAGCUCAGACCCGCCCCACCCGGCCUCGCGCCAGGCCGACGCGGCCGCCGCGGUGGCCGCCGUGGCGGCGGCGCCGGCGCCCGGGGCCGGCGCCCCGCCCAGCCCCGCCGCCGCAGAGGCCGAGGCGACGACCUCGCGCCCCGCCAGCACCGACGGUCAGCCGGCGGCGGCAGCAGAGCCGCCGCCGCUGCGCCUCGGCUCCGGCGCCUUCCGCCCGCUGGCGCCAGCGCCGCAGCCCGACCCUCCGCCUCGGCCCUCCUCGCCGCCCGCCGCCGGCCCCAGGCCCGCAGCAGCGGCAGCGCCGGAAGGCGGCGCCGACACGUGGCGGGCAGCGGGCGCCGCCGCGGCGGCAGCCCAGCUGCCCGCCAGCCCCACGGCCGCCGCGGCGGCCGCCGCCGGUGACAUGUGGGCGGCUGCGGCGGCGGCUGCGGCUGCUGCGGCGGCGGCGGGGGCGGCAGGCGGCCGCCCCGCGGCGCUGCGCCGCCCCUCGCCCUUCACCUCGCGCCGCGCCUCGCCUGGGCCGCCCGCCUCCCCCGCCACCUCCCAGCACGGCAAGGGCCCCUUUGGGCUGGAGCUCUCCCUGCAAGACCUGCUGGCGCAGCAGAAGGCAGAGGCGGCUGCGGCGGGAGCCGGCGGCGGCGCCGGCGAGCCGCCCACGGCCGGCCUGCCGCGCCGCGCCUCUCUGAGCAAGGAGGGCAUGGAGCGGCUGCCCACCUUUGAGUGGGGCGGCGGCAAGUCGCGCUCCCCAAGCCCGCGCCUCGCCUCGCCGCCAGACUUCACGUUUGGUCCCGCGCCGGGCGGCGGCGGCGGCGGCGGCGGCGGCGGCGGCGGCGGCGGCGGCGGCGGCGGCGGCGGCGGCGGCGGCGGCGGCGGCUUCGGCGGCGGCGGCGCAUUGGCGAGGGAGGCCGCGCCCGCUGAGCUGGCGGGAGCCUCCCCCGGGGCGCUGUCGGUGCGGCUGGCCACGGCGGUGGGCGCCAAGCGCCCGGCGGCGGCGGCCAGCUGGGAGGCGGUGGCGGGCGCGGGCGGCGGCGCCGCCACCGGCGGCUCGCCCACCAAGCGCGCGCACCUGGCGGCGGGCGCGGCGGCGGCGGAUGCGGAGGCGGCCCUUCAGCCGCAGCGCUCCCGCCAGCUGUCCUGCCAGCUGUCGGGCUCGCUGCCGUCUGGCCAGCUGUCUGGCCAGCUGUCGUCUCAGCAGCAGAGCGCCGACACGCCGCGCCACCGCCAGAGCGGCGCCAACCUGGGCCUAGGCAGCCUGGGCCUGGGCAGCGGCAGCCUGGGCCUUGCCAGCGGCAGCCUGGGCCCGCUGGGCAGCGGCAGCCUGGGCCUGGGCAGCGGCAGCCUGGGGCCGCUGGGCAGCGGCGGCCAGCUUGGCGGCGCCUCGGACGGCGGCAGCGGCGAGCUCAGCCUGCCCGCCAUCAUGGCGCUGCUGCGGGGGGCGGCCGGGGUGCAGCCGCUGCAGGACCAGGCGUGGGAGUCGGAGCGGCAGCAGCUGCUGGCGCUGGUGCUGGCCGGCGGCGGCGGCGGCGGCGGCCUCGAGGCGCUGCUCCGCUCGGCCUCCUGGGAGCGCCAGCAGCAGGCGGCGGCGGCGCAGACGUCGCUGCUGGGCGCCGCCGCCUCGCUGCCUCCCUCCCUGUUCGGGCAGCUGCUCGGCAGCCGCCCCUCGCCGCGGGGCUCCCAGGGCGGUAGCGCCUUCAACGCCUUCCACCCAUCCCACUCUGCGCCGGCGGCCAUCUUUGCGGCGGCCGGCCAGCAGGGGCAGGCGCCGCGCGGCGCUGGGCAGCAGCAGGGGCCGCCCCCGCAGCUGCAGCAGCUGGCGGUGGCGCAGCAGCAGCAGGCGCAGCAGCAGGCGCAGCAGCAGGCGGCGAUGAAGGCUGCUGUACCGGUGAUACCGGAGCAGGUGGCCCUGUUCUGCCUGCAGAAGUACGCCAAGAAGCUGGGAUACUCGAUUGACACGAUCGCGCUGCAGCAGGCGCAGCAGGAGGCGGCGGCGCAGCAGGCGGCGGCCCAGCAGGCCCAGCAGGCCCAGCACGCGCUGCUGAUGCAGCAGGCCCAGCAGGAGGCCGCCCUCCUGCAGCAGCAGGCGCAGCAGGAGCAGGCGCUGCUGAUGCAGCACGCUGCGGCGCAGGAGCAGGCGCUGCGGCUGCAGCAGCACGCGCACGCCAAGCAGCACCAGCACCAGCACCAGCAGCAGGCGCAGGCAGCCCAGCGCCACCAGCACCAUCACCAGGCGCCCAACCCGCCGCCGCCGCCUCCCCACGGCUGA